Messenger RNA from Phytophthora nicotianae INRA-310, 708 nucleotides. RefSeq lists its product as hypothetical. The transcript has a single exon. The record is from RefSeq and is a predicted model, not a curated record. NCBI's taxonomy places the organism in Eukaryota, Oomycota, Peronosporomycetes, Peronosporales, Peronosporaceae. Bases 1 to 708 code for a protein of 235 amino acids.
AUGUUGGAUCACCUUCUGCCCCUCAUCUACCGCGAGUAUGAGUACUUCGACGAAGCCAAUAAGGAGAACUACGGCUACGUCAUCCGUCGACGAGCGCGGCCAGUAUCUUCGACAGCCUCCGCUACGUCGCGCACGCCUCCACGUCCUCCGAGACGCAACAGCUCUAGCACCAGAAUGGAGGGUGGCGUGGCCUCUGUUCGCAGUCUCAAACGCCGCCGUGAAGCAUCCGACGACGGCAGUGUUGAGCGAGGACGCGCUAAGAAACGGGAAACCACAGCUGAGACGAAACCUGCAGCUAAAAGUCUCAAGCGACGACGCGAUGCUACCGAUGAUGGCAAUGAAGGGCGAGGACACGCCAAGAAGCAGCAGAUGAAAGUAGAAGCAGAACCCGCCAGAAAGAAAAAGGAGCAGACAACAACUGAAAAGAAGGAAGAUAAACAGGUCGAGGCGGGGCUUGUGACACCCGUGAAGAAGCCGCAGGAGCCCAAGAUUUCUGCCAAAAAGGUCAAGAAGAUUAUCAAGAAGAAGAUCAAAGUGACAGAACAGAAGAAAACUGCCAAAGUAUCCAAGAGUUCGCCGCGCAAGCGUAUCCCGUUGCAGGACAUCACACACCUCUAUGUGAACGAGCACCAGCGCUCGUACGAGUUCCAUCAGCGUGAACUCUCUGUGGCUGGACUCACGACUUCCGUCGCGAUUCGCUUCUUCUAG